AUGGACCAAUCCAACAAGACCCACCGUAAGCCAAAGGAGAAGAAGAAAUUCACAGGACAGAACCCGAAAGCGUUUGCCUUUGCGAACCCCGGAAAACUUCAGAAGCAGGCAACAAGGUCUCACGAUGUCAGAGAAAAACGACUACAUGUCCCAAUGGUGGAUCGACUCCCGGAGGAGCCACCACCAUUAAUCGUCGCGGUCGUCGGUCCUCCGGGCGUGGGCAAAACUACCUUGGUAAAGUCACUGGUGAAACGGUACACCAAGCAUACACUGUCCUCGAUCCAAGGGCCUAUCACCGUCGUCACAAGCAAGAAGCGUCGUUUAACGUUCCUGGAAUGCGACAAUUCACUCACUUCCAUGAUUGACAUAUCGAAGAUUGCAGAUAUUGUCCUGCUGCUGAUUGACGGGAACUUUGGCUUCGAGAUGGAGACUAUGGAGUUCUUGAAUGUCAUUGCUACGCAUGGGUUGCCGUCUAAUAUCUUUGGUAUCCUUACACAUUUGGACCUGUUCAGGUCACAGUCGCUACUGCGGACCACGAAGAAGCGACUGAAGCAUAGAUUCUGGUCAGAGUUGUAUCAGGGCGCUAAGCUGUUCUACCUGUCCGGGGUGAUUAACGGGCGGUACCCUGAUAGGGAAAUACAUAAUUUGAGCAGGUUUAUCUCUGUUAUGAAGAACCCGCGGCCGUUGGUGUGGAGGAAUUCACAUUAUUACAUGUUGGCGGAUAGGAUGGUUGAUUUGACGGAACCUGUAGCGAUAGAGGACGAUCCAAAGGCUGACCGGAAGGUUGCGUUGUAUGGGUAUGUUCGCGGCCUGAGUUUUCCGAAUGAAGGGGCUCGAGUACAUAUUCCGGGAGUUGGAGACUUGUCGGUCUCUAGUGUCGAAUCACUACCAGACCCCUGUCCUACCCCUGCGAGAACUGCUUCGGAGGGGAAAGGCAGGAAGAGGUUAGGCGAGAAGCAGAAGCUUAUCUAUGCUCCUAUGAGUGAUGUUGGUGGUGUCUUGGUCGAUAAGGAUGCUGUAUAUAUCGAUGUCCCUUCGCAGAAUUUCGAGGAAGGGGUGGAGGCGCAGGGAGUGGGGGAGAGACUAGUCAUUGGAUUGCAAAAGGGCAGGCGAGGAGAGGUAGAUGGUGUCAGGCUUUUCACAGGCGGUGAGGUACUGAAGCAAGUUCAAGAUGAUGGUGAGGAGAAUGGAGAUGUUGGCCGAAAACACAAGAGAAGUGUCAGAGCUCUACAGUCAAGCAAAGAAGACACAGGCGUAGAAGGUUACAGCGACGAAGACGAGGACGAGGAGAUGGGCGAUGCAGACAUUGCAUCUGGGAGCGAAGACGAUGAUGCGAGCGACAACGGAGGUAUCACAUUAAAAUCCUUUAAACUCGGAAAAGCUCUACGAGGGGAUCAAGAUCAAGGGGACGCCGGGGACGACAUUACUUUUGCCGAAAGCGACUCGGAUCUCGGAUCAGUCUCGGUGGUUUCAGAUCAAGAGUUCGACGAGGACGAUCUUCCGUCCGACGAGGAUGAGGACGAUGACGAUGUCCCUCGUUGGAAGCAGGACCUCUCAGACAACGCAAAACAACUAUGGACGAAGUCACAUCGCACAGUCAACCUCAGUAAACUGAUAUACGACGAAUCCCUUACUCCCACUGAAGUUAUUCAAAAAUGGCGAGGCAUGCAGGGGCAAAAAUCGCAGGAGAAGCCCAAAAAUACCAGUGACGGGAGCGAUAGUGAGGAAGAUUUCUUUAAGAAGGUCGAGGAGGAGGUUGAUGAUGAGCAUGAUAGCAAGCCUCCUUCCAAGAAGAUUGCGGACCGGGGUUUACCAGUUUAUGAUAUGGAGAAAUUAGAAAACUACUGGAGUGAAGAGUUCGCGCUGGAGGACCUGAGAAGACGGUUUAUCACUGCGAACUUACUGGAAGAGAAAGAGCGGGCUGAAGGGGAAGAUGGCGAGUUUGCCGGUAUCGAUGAUAGUGGUGAUGAGGGAGAUGGUGCCUUCGAGGACUUAGAAACCGGGGAAGUCCAUGGUGGGGGUGUAGAUGAGGGCGGCAGGAAUGAGAGUAAAGAGGAUGGCGAGGAAACUUCGCUGGAGAAAGAGCGUGAGAAGAACGCCCGAAGGAAGGAGGAGCUCAGACUUCGAUUUGAGGAGGAGGACCGGGAGGGUGUCAACAACGACAGGACCGGCGGUGGCAGAGAUGGUGGGGGAUUUGGGGAAGAUGAUUGGUACGAUGCUCAAAAGGCGAAAUUUGCGAAGCAACUGGCAGUCAACCAAUCUGAGUUUGAGCAAUUGGACGAUGCCACUCGAGUCAAGGUUGAAGGCCACAGAGCCGGAACAUAUGCUCGAGUGGUCCUUUCAAACGUCCCAUACGAGUUUGUCGCUCACUUUGACCCAAAGUACCCUAUCCUUGUCGGUGGCCUCACCGCCACUGAAGACCGCUUCGGCUUUCUGCAAGUCCGAAUCAAACGGCACAGAUGGCACAAAAAGAUCCUCAAAACCAACGAUCCACUAAUCUUCUCUCUGGGCUGGCGUCGAUUCCAAAGCAUCCCCAUCUACUCAACCUCCGACUCCCGAACCCGGAACCGGAUGCUGAAGUAUACCCCAGAGCACAUGCACUGUUUUGGCACCUUCUACGGUCCGUUGAUCGCUCCAAACACAGGUUUCUGUGCUGUCCAAUGUCUCUCCUCCAAAAACCCUGGCUUCCGCGUCUCCGCAACUGGCGUCGUCCUAUCCGUCGAUCAAUCCACCGAAAUUGUCAAAAAGCUAAAGCUGACAGGCACACCUUACAAGAUUUUUAAAAACACCGCCUUCAUAAAAGACAUGUUUAACUCCUCCCUUGAAGUCGCCAAGUUCGAGGGUGCUAGUAUAAGGACUGUAUCGGGAGUCCGCGGCCAGAUUAAGCGAGCGCUAGCAAACGCAAAACAAGACGGACACUUCCGCGCAACCUUUGAAGACAAAGUCCUCAUGAGCGACAUCAUCUUCCUUCGGGCGUGGUAUCCAAUCAAGCCGCGAAAGUUCUACAACCCUGUAACAAACCUCCUAGCAGAUACCACGCUCCCGGACGCCCCAGCCUGGAACGGCAUGCGCACAACCGGCGAGGUCCGCCGCGAGCUCAACAUCAAAACCCCCACGAUUGCCGACUCGACGUACAAACCCAUCGAGCGCUCCACUCGCCGUUUCAAUCCACUACGCGUGCCAAAGGCUAUACAAAAAGACCUCCCCUUUGCCUCCCAAAUUCACCAGAUGAAGCCGAGGAAGAGGGCUACAUACUUGGCCUCUCGCGCGGUGGUGGUGAGCAGUGAGGAGAGAAAGGCCCGGGACCUUGUGAACAAGAUUGCCACGCUGAAGAAGGAGAAGGAGGCGAAGCGGCGCGAGGCGAAGGAGAAGAAGAGAGAGGUGUACAGGAAGAAGGUGGCGGAGAAUACGGAGAUGAAGGCCGCGAGAGAAAAGAGGGAACGGGACGAGUACUGGGCAAAAGAGGGGAAGAAGAGGAGGAACACCGAGAAUGCUGGAGGUGGCGGGAGGGGGAAGAGGAGGAGGGGUGGAGGUGAUUAGAGGGGCUGAAGGUGUGCAUGUAUGAUACUGGUGAUGGGGAUUGGCAGUGUGUAGAUAGUUUAAAAAAGCUGGUCUAUAGUUUGAUAAUGCA
Molecule: messenger RNA, 3631 nt
Organism: Tuber melanosporum (Perigord truffle)
Lineage: Eukaryota; Fungi; Ascomycota; Pezizomycetes; Pezizales; Tuberaceae
Exons: 3
Coding region: 1-3540 (1179 amino acids)
Biological process (GO): maturation of SSU-rRNA from tricistronic rRNA transcript (SSU-rRNA, 5.8S rRNA, LSU-rRNA); endonucleolytic cleavage of tricistronic rRNA transcript (SSU-rRNA, 5.8S rRNA, LSU-rRNA); ribosome biogenesis
Cellular component (GO): nucleus; 90S preribosome
Molecular function (GO): U3 snoRNA binding; GTP binding; GTPase activity
Source: RefSeq, a predicted model, not a curated record